Molecule: messenger RNA, 2536 nt
Organism: Hydra vulgaris (swiftwater hydra)
Lineage: Eukaryota; Metazoa; Cnidaria; Hydrozoa; Anthoathecata; Hydridae
Product: putative ferric-chelate reductase 1
Molecular function (GO): heme binding; transmembrane monodehydroascorbate reductase activity
Source: RefSeq, a predicted model, not a curated record
UCUUGCAUCAGAUUUUUGUUGACCAUCACAAGUUUAUCACGUAGAAUCUAACAGCAUAAAUACCGCGGUUACAAAAACGUUAACUAACUAAUAUAGAUACAAGGAAAGCUCAUAUUAACUUUCAAUCAAUAUUUAUAUGACAUAAAAGUCAUUUAUUUCAGAAAAACGUUCGGAAAAUAUUAUUAAUACGCUCUGAUAACUGAAUAGAACCAAAGAAAAAAUGGUUUUCUUAAUCAUAUUUGCUUCGCUUCUACUUCCACAACUUACUGCCGGAGAAUUUAAGAUUACAACAGAAGAUUGUUACAAGACUGCUGAUUGCUUUCUACUACCAGAUUAUUGUACAUCAAGCGAUAACUGCUAUGUUAUUAUUAAGUAUCAGUUUAACUCAUUUCAUGACGAAUACUUUGUUACACUAUUUUCAAGUGAAAAAUGGGUUGGUUUUGCACAAACAAUCAAUUUAAACAUGGCAAUAAAAAUGAAAAAUAUUAAAGGAGAGAUCUGCUUCAACAAUAAUUCUAUUGCAACUUUAGCAAGUUUUUAUGCAUUACAUAACUCUAUGCCCAGUUUUUCUAAACCAGUAAAUGGACUAAAAGUUGAAGAAACAUAUGUAUUGCCAACUGGAGGUGUAGUUUGUAAAUAUAGUCGUAGUUUAUUUGCUCCUGUAGAAAGUGAAAAAUUUAUGUAUUCCCUUAAUGAAUCAGUAAAUCUUGUUUAUGCAUAUGGAGUGAAGUUAAGAGUUGAUGGUUACCCUAGUUACCAUGGACCAAAUAACCACAGCUAUCUUCCUGAUAAAAUUGAUAUGAGGAAAAUAAGGACUAGAGAUUACAGUUUGUUUGACUUUUCUAAAUGUGGCAAAGAAUUUAAUUGCUUUCAACAACCCCCUGGCUGUACUGAUACCUGUAAUGCUGCUGCAACAUUUUUAUAUGAUUCAAAUUCCCAGAAAAUUGUUUUUCAACUUUGGGCAAGCAAAUCUUUAAAAUGGGUGGCUUUUGGACAAAAGCCAAACAACAAUGGCAAUUUUAUGAUCAAAGUUCGAGGGGAAUAUUGCAUACGACUACCAACAGUUGGUUUUGGUAAUUUUAAUGGUAACAAUUUGAAGGAUGCUGGUACACCUCAAUGGGUUUCUGAAGUUGAAGGUGUUAAACUUCAUUCAACUGAAGUCAUGCAUGAUGGCUCUAUUUUAUGUAGAUAUGAAAGACCUUUAAAGUUAUCUAGUGAAAAUGAAAACUACUUAUAUGACAUGAAUGAACCUUUAUAUGCUGCACUUGCUUUCGGAGAUAUAUUGUCAGGAAAUUUUCCUGAUCAACAUGCUGAUUAUAUAAAAUCAAGUGGUCCAAUAGAUUUUAAAGUAGUUCAAGAUAUUAGUUUUGACACGAUAUCCAUUAAGCUUAUAAAAGCUCAUGGUAGCCUAAUGGUACUUGCGUGGAUUUUUUUUAUAAUCUGUGGUAUAUUUACAUCACGUUACAUGAAACCAAUCUUAACUAGUAAAAUAGCUGGUAAAGAUGCUUGGUUUAGGAUACACCAGUCUAUCAUGAUAAUAGGUUUGCUGUGCAUGAUUUCUGGCUUUGUUAUUAUUCUUGUCCACUUUAAUGGAAAGUUGUAUCUGAAAAAUGAUAUUCAUCAUUGGCUUGGAUUCACUGCUAUUAUUCUUGGUUUACUGCAGCCAACACUUGCUAUUUUUCGGUGUGCUCCAGAUCACUCAAAACGCUACUUAUUUAACUGGAUCCACAGAUUUAUUGGAAUGUCAGCUUGGUUAAUAGCAGUUUCCUCGAUAGUUUUUGGAUUGAAAAAAUUAUCGUUAAACUUCAUCCCAGCUAUUGCAUUUGCUGGUAUUGUUCUUGUGCUAUUUAUUGGCCUUGAUCUCAUUCAGUUAUCUUCUCAAUAUAAAUGUUUUUUUACAAAUGAUCAAAAUAUGUUUGAAUCUGAAUCUUACAGCAUCUUGGGAAAUGGCGAAAAGAAAAAAAAUCCAGCAUGCCAUUACAUCUUUAUGGCAACUAUUUAUGCCAUGUCUUGCGCGGUUGCAGUUUUUUAUGUGUUUAUGAUAAUAAAAUAUUGAACCACUUGUACAAGAAUAUUUAUGCUGAAUUUUUAUAUUAUUAUUUAAAAAGUUUUACAUUUUCGGAAUAUAAAGUUUCAAAUAUUUUAAUAUGAAGUUCAGAUCUUUAGAUAGCACUUUUUUAAAAAAUUUUUAAGUUUAAAUAGGCAUUUAAAAAAUUCUUUGUAUUUAUUAUUAUUCUGAAAUUUUUACGAGUUAAAAUAUUUUUUUAGUAAUAAUAUAUUACAUAUUAUACAUUACAUAUUGUAAGUAAUCUAUAUGCAAAUACUAUCAAAAUAUGUUAUUUGAUAUUUUUUUACAUGUUGUAUAUGUACAUAUAUAUACAUUUUAUUUUAUAUUAUAAAUAAUGUAUUUUACACACUAUACACUGUAAAUAAUACAUUUUAUGUAAUAAAUGUCGGUAUUUGUUUGGUAACGUUCGGUAUUUAUUUGGUAACGGUAUUUGUUUUUAGCAAAAAAAAAAAAAAAAAAAAAAUUUAA